UUUCAUUGGAAGUACAGAUCACACCAACCCACGGUGAGAUUAGUCUUGGAGAGUCCAAAUUCUUUGUGUGUGAAGUUGUAGGCGUUGCCAAGCACAUAGACUGGUUUGGACCAAGCGGGGACAGGAUAGAGCCGAACAGACAAGACACAACAGUAACCCGUAACGAUGAGUCAUCUUCCACCCUCACGCUGUAUAAAGCCGGGACGGAAAGUGCUGGGACAUACAAGUGUGUCGCUACCAAUGGAGACCAGCAAGCGGAGUCGACAGUCAAAGUGAAGAUCUUCCAAAAAAUCACCUUUCAAAACGCACCCUCACCCCAAGAGUUUACUGAAGGAGACAAUGCCAACAUUGUUUGUGAUGUUGUUAGUUCACCUCCACCCACUGUCCUCUGGAAAUAUAAAGGAGCGAAAAUACAGAUGGAAAAAGAUGUUCGGUUUAAAGUACUGAACAACAAUCACCUUCAAAUCCGUGGCAUAAAGAAGACGGAUGAGGGCUUGUAUACCUGCGAGGGUCGCCUGAUGGCGCGCGGCGAGAUUGAUCUGCGUGUCAUCAAGGUCGUUGUGAAUGUGCUCCCGACAAUCAGGAUAUGGCAGUCAGAGGUAAAUGCUACAGCAGACGUUUUGCAGCCGGCUAUCCUGACUUGUGCUGUUGAUGGUUAUCCUGAACCCAUGGUGACCUGGACAAGGAACGAAGUGAACCUUGAGGCAGGAGAGAAGUACAGCUUUAAUGAAGAUGGCUCAGAAAUGACGAUAAUGGAUGUUACCAAACUGGAUGAAGGAGAGUACACCUGCAUUGCCAAGAACAAGGCUGGAGAAACUGAAAAGGAACUCAGUCUGAAAGUGUUUGUCAAACCUAACAUCACAUACAUCAUAAACCAGACUGCUACCGAGAUGGAAGAACAGGUAACCCUGACUUGCGAGGCGUCGGGGGACCCAACUCCCACCAUUACCUGGAGCUACGGAGGUCAUGUCUUCACAGAAGGAGAGCAGGCACAUCUAAACAGGAUCUAUCAGGCAUCAUGGACUCGGCCUGAGCAACACAAGAGCCCGGAUGGAAACAUAGUGGUGAGGAGUCACGCUCGUGUGUCCUCCCUCACCCUGAAGUAUGUCAAGUAUACAGAUGCUGGUCAGUACCUCUGCACAGCACACAGCGUCAUCGGAGAGGAUUAUCAAACAGCAUAUAUGGAGGUCCGCUAUACUCCUAAGAUAAAUGGUACAGUGGCAGUGUAUACCUGGGAGGGGAAUCCUGCCAAUAUCAGCUGUGAGGUCAAAGCUCAUCCCAGUGAUGUCUCUAUUGUGUGGCUGAGAGACGGGUUGCAGCUCCCCAACUCAAACACCACCAACAUUAAGAUCUUCAGGACUCCCUCAGCCAGCUUCCUGCAGAUAACCCCCGAGUCUGAAAAUGACUUUGGAAGCUAUAACUGCACUGCUUCAAAUGAGAUGGGCACAGAGUCCAAGGAGUUCCUGCUCAUUCAGGCUGAGGUUCCGUCAACUCCAUCCAUCGUGGAGGUGAGGCCAUUCUCCACCACAGCACUGAUCCAGUUUCAGGAGCCUGAAUCCACUGGAGGCGUUCCUGUCCUCAAAUAUAGAGCUCAGUGGAGGAUGCGUGGCAGAGGCAGCUGGGUGCAGAAAGUCUAUGAAGUCCAAGAUGGCUCCAUCGGUGAGGUAACAGUCACAGGCCUGAAGCCAGACACGAGCUACGAAGUGAAGUUGUCAGCCGUCAACGGCAAGGGUGAAGGUGAAAGCUGUAACGCUGCGUUCUUGAAGACGGAGCCUGUUCGCCACACUUACAACAACGGCAUUUUUCAUUUUUUCACUGAAGACACAGAAGGGAAUCCUAAUCCUCCUAAACUUGAAGGAGCACUUCAACGUAAAGGCAACUCCCUCAGAGUGAGCUGGAUCAAGCAGGAUGAUGGCGGCUCUCCCAUCUUACAUUAUCUUAUCCGUUAUAAACCAGUGCAGUCUUCAGAGUGGAAACCAGAAAUCCGGCUGCCCAGUGUCAGUGAUCACAUAGUUCUCAGUGGGUUAGAGUGGGACACAGAGUACAACAUCUACGUGGUGGCAGAGAAUCAGAAGGGCAAGUCUCAGCCAGCAACCAUGUCCUUCAGGACUUCGUCAGAGCCAGAGGCCAUCCCAGAUUUAAGUGAAGAGUCUCCGCUCUCCAUGGGCAUCAUGCUCUGGGCAGGAAUCCUCGUUGUGGUAUUUAUACUCCUGCUCCUGGCUGUGGAUGUCACCUGUUACUUUGUUAACAAAUGUGGCCUCAUCAUGUGUCUCUGCGGCAAGUCGGGCACAGGGACCAAAGGGCACAACUUAGAGGAGGGCAAGGCAGCCUUCAUGAAAGAUGAGUCCAAAGAGCCAAUAGUGGAAGUCAGAACAGAGGAUGAGUGCUCAGCCAAUCAUAACGCAGCAGGACCCGUAGAGCCGAAUGAAACCACACCUCUCACAGAGCCAGAGAAGGCGGCUUACACUGCUGCUCUGGCACUGGACACCCUCUCCUCCGUAGCCACCAACUCUGACACAGCCACUGCAACAAUUGAUCCCGCUCAGGACAGCCCCUCUAGUGAAACCACUACCCUCACUUGUAGCCUGUCCACCCCAGCCAACGAACCCUCACCCACCCCUGUCCUGGCUCCGGCCCCGACUCCAGAAUCGAACACGGCCCCGCCGCCCCCCCUCGUCUCCACAGCUGCUGUUGAAGCUAAAAUGGCCCCGCUAAUAGAACAGAGAGGAAGAGAUGCCCCAGAAGAACAGGAGAAAUUAAACACUCCUCCUUGCACCCCCGAACAGAUCAAACCUCAAAAAUCUGGGACGCCAAUACCACCGAAGCGUAGACACUCUCCUAAACUUGCUGCUCUGAAUGCUAAAAGUAGCCCCCCUGUUUCUCCUCUGGCUGUCUCUCCUGUAUCUUCCUCUCCCACUUUAGACAACAGGAAACCUGCUCCAAGCCCACCAGUCACUAAACCUCCCACACAGCCAAACACUGUAGCCUUAAAUCCAGAGCCACCAGUACAAACUGCCUCAUGUCUAGCAACUACUGCCCCUGCACCAGACCCAGAUUCAAAACCUACAGCCCCAGAUUCCAGUGGGCGUAGCCUUACUGCCUUUAACAAAGACAAAACUGUUGAUCAAACUGCUGACAGUACCACGCCCACUGCCAGAGUUGCUACUACUAGUUCACCUGCAGUGAUCCACGGUGUUUCUGAAGACCUGGAUGCUGUAAACCCUGGUUCUCUAGUUUCAGGCAUUCCCUCACCUUUACCUGUUACUCCUAUUCCUUCCAAUCCUGUCCCUGUGAAUCUUGAGGCGUUGCCAUCGAACAACCUUCUUAUAUCAGCGUCAGACACAUAUGACUUACUGACCCCUGACAUGGAGCCCAAAAAUGCAGAUUUAGACUUAGAGAUGAUAAACGGGACAGAAAGACCCUCCAUGCCCCCCGCAGAUCUCAUUAGCUUAGACAGCCCACCAGCUGCCCCCUCUCUACCCAAUGGAGACGAAGCAGACCCCCCCUCAGGCCCAGUUCUACAGCCAUCAGAGACUCUGGCCAAGACUGCUCCUCCUGUCAACGAUGAGAAGAUUUUUUCUGAUGAGAAGGGCAAACUUGAGGAGGGAGGCUUACCAAACACCCUGAUCUCUGCAGAACACAACAGUGUCAUACAGACAAAUACAGCCGAGAGCAAAGCAUGAUGGGCCGGGGACAUCCCAGCCCUAUCCAAAACAUUUUGCAGCAGCAGCAUCGAGCAAGAAACACUGCAGGAGUUUUUGGUUUCCAGUGCCCUUAUCUCCACUCUCAAAACAACACGCGUGUCGAUUGGUUAGAGCGCACUUUGACUGUGCUUUCAUUUCUGCUCUCAUUCAUGAAAUGUUUACUACAUCCAAGGAGUUUAUCUGUAGGUCAUAAGAGAUUUGUUUUAUUUUUUUAUUAUUAUUUUAUUUAACCAGUCAGGAAGAUUAAGAACAAUCUCUAAUUAUACAGAUCACUUAUACAUACAUAUAUAUAUAUAUAAAAAUUUGACUCUACUUUCUAUUGUGCUUAUAGUUUGGACUGCAAUUGCGCAAAAGUAUUGGAUUCUUAUGAGAAAUGUAAAGGUAAAAAAACAACUGACUAUAGAAAUUAUUUUUCUUAUUUUCAUGCUCUAAUGUUCAAAUGUAAAUGUUUUUUUCAGCAUUUUUUUAAGUUUGACUUCUUUUGUGGCCUAGUCUCAUUAAAUAGCUUGUUCUGCAUGUCUGACCUGCAAUUGGUUGUGAAGUUUUGUUUACAAGGUUUACUGUUUCACUUCGUCUGCUACGGGGAUGUUUAAUCACGCGCAGAUAUGAUUAAAUAUACACUCGAGUUCGGCCUUUGGAUUAUAGCCAUUUUUUAUGGUUAUAUGAAAUCCAGGAUUAACCCACAGCCAGCUGCAGGGGGGAAAGAGGCUGAGAGAAUCCCACAAGUACAUGAUGUGCAUGAUUUGAUCUGAUUUACACCAUUUCUGGAUCAAAUUUAUUCAGUCUGUCACUGCCUUACCAGAUUGGUAGUUAAAAUAUUCAUUAAUAAAAUGUAUUUGAUUUAGAGAAAAACAAAAAGGCGACUCCUUGAACGCUAACAGUCACAGACCAAAAAAACAAACAAACAAACAAACAGGAGGCAGCACAGCUGCUGAUUCUCAGCCGCUGGUUGAAGAACUGUGGAUCAAGCGAAUGUCUUGUGAUCUCGAGCUAAAUUUGUUUGUUUGGGGGACGACUAUGAGAGCUGUAGUUCUUCCUCCCAUUUACGCAGAUCAAAGGUCUGGCUUCAUAGUUUUGAGUUGUGCAUUUGAAGCAAAAAAAAAAAAAAACAUUUAAAAAAGGAAAUUUAAAAAAGCAUUUUUUGUACUAUUUAAAAACUACAAAGAUUUCUUUUCUGUUCCUGCCUGCAAGCUUGUGCACUGUGCCUGUGUGUCAAUAGAUUGUCUUGUCAUCAGUUUCUAUGAUAAUCUGCAUAGCUUCGUUGUGAGAAAUUUAGCCUAUUCUUUUUAUUUGAUGUGUUAUUAGAAGAAAAAGUACGAUAAAUGGACUAAUGUGGUCAUUAUAACACGUGUAGUGUAUGAAACUGUCCGUCUCUGGUCACAGCACCAUAUUAUCGCCAGCUGUAGUGAAGGAAGGCGUUUCAAGCCUCGGCAUGAAUUCAGUCAGUACAUCAUAACGUAUAACUACAAGGCAGAUAGACAUGCCCGUGUUUGUAUGGGGGCAAAUAGUGCUCAUAUUGAUUUAAUGAGUGUUACCUUUGGGGCUUGCUCUGGCAUAAUUAUACACAUUGCUUUUAUUUUUUAUUUUUUCCCCCAGUUGUUAUUCAAGUGUUCUGUAAUGUGAUCUCUGAAAUUCUUUUUUUUUUUUAAAGUUUUUGUCUUUUUGUACAAAAAUCACUCACCAAGAGCGACUGCUUGACGAUACCAUUGGCAGGAAGCAAGGUGGUCCACCUAAGACAGAUGAUCAUACUUUUUUUUUGUACCAUCACAAAAAUCAGAUACAGUUUUAAAGCAGGAAUAAAAGAAGAUCUUUACUCUCCUUGUACUCCAGUGCUGUCACCAGACCACUUUGCUCUCUCGCCUCUGGAUGCUCCUUUUGGUUUUAUUGGGUCAAACUCAGAAAAUAUCUGUUGUGUACAGUCUGAGUGCUAACCCAUUUACAAAAUAAAAUGGUUUCCAAAUCUAA
This is a messenger RNA of Haplochromis burtoni (Burton's mouthbrooder), 5669 nucleotides long. RefSeq names its product neural cell adhesion molecule 1b (gene ncam1b). Gene Ontology annotation, cellular component: neuron projection; plasma membrane. Lineage: Eukaryota; Metazoa; Chordata; Actinopteri; Cichliformes; Cichlidae. The record is from RefSeq and is a predicted model, not a curated record. Gene Ontology annotation, biological process: axon guidance; cell adhesion. Gene Ontology annotation, molecular function: protein binding.